Molecule: messenger RNA, 687 nt
Organism: Aspergillus candidus
Lineage: Eukaryota; Fungi; Ascomycota; Eurotiomycetes; Eurotiales; Aspergillaceae
Exons: 2
Coding region: 1-687 (228 amino acids)
Source: RefSeq, a predicted model, not a curated record
AUGCCUGAUACGCCGCUGGAUAUUUAUCAGGUCUCUCUCGAUCCCGAUUCUACUAACAAAGCUAUGCUGACUGCAGCAUCCUCGACAAUGCGCCCCACCGACGACGCAGCAUGCGGUGUUGGCGAGGCCGUCAAGGUCACUCGAGCGGCUCUAUUGAUGGGCGUUCGCGUACCAAUCUCGUGUAAUUGGACUGGAACUAGCUUUGGCCAAGAGGCUAUGGCUGACGAUGGGAGCCGAGGCCGGCCGAAUUACGUUGGAGUCGUGUCGCUUGCAUGGUCGUAUAUUUUGUCCGUUCGUUUACUGGAACUACAGAGACACGAGCGCGCCGAGGCUGUGUACACGACAUCUACAGCGAAUUGGUACUCCUUGCACCAUGUGUGUGGCCCUAAAUCGGCUUCCACCAUCGAUAUCGGCAACGUAGAUGCACAUGCCGCCCGAUGGUGGGCGGCUAUCUUAGCCCCGGGACAAGGCUGGAAGGCCAUUGUUCCUCAACGGGAAAACGAUGUCUACUUCGCGCCGUGGUCUCUUUCUCUAGAGGUCGACUCGUGUCCGAGCAUUGGGGUUUUCUUCUGUCAGCCGCCAGAACGGCCCGCGGGACUUUCCGGUAUCUUCCAGGUCGGUAGCAACGACAAGCGGCGGCGCACGUCCGAUUAUACCGCUCUCACAAGACCAGGAGGCGUCCCGUGA